Messenger RNA from Rhinichthys klamathensis goyatoka, 1758 nucleotides. RefSeq names its product RAC-alpha serine/threonine-protein kinase. Bases 299 to 1741 code for a protein of 480 amino acids. Gene Ontology annotation, biological process: protein phosphorylation. NCBI's taxonomy places the organism in Eukaryota, Metazoa, Chordata, Actinopteri, Cypriniformes, Leuciscidae. Gene Ontology annotation, molecular function: ATP binding; protein serine/threonine kinase activity. The record is from RefSeq and is a predicted model, not a curated record. The transcript is spliced from 14 exons.
CUCCCACAGCGUGGCUGCUUUGGGAGGGGCCGUUCUCAGAGACACGCUGCAGUGGCAGCACCAGACACACAUGAGACUUCCCUGGUGCGUGUGGGGUUGUGUGAGACAGACAGACAGACAGACAGACAUUAGAGAAGGUAGUUGUGCCCGAGGGUUGUAGGUCUAUGUGCACCUUUGCAUUUGCUUGGCAUCAUUACCACCUGUCCUGCUGAAUGUCUAGACUGAAGACACCCGCCACUUCCCACCUUCUACCCCUGGUCCGAGUCAAAGGGACACGAGGGUUUUCUCUCCAGCCACAAUGAGUGAUGUUGCCAUUGUGAAGGAAGGAUGGCUACAUAAGCGAGGAGAAUAUAUAAAGACAUGGAGACCAAGAUACUUUUUACUCAAGAGUGACGGAACUUUUAUUGGGUACAAAGAGCGACCGCAAGAUAUUGACCAGCUGGAAACUCCACUCAAUAACUUCUCAGUGGCACAAUGUCAGCUGAUGAAGACGGAGCGACCAAAGACAAACACCUUUAUUAUUCGGUGCCUGCAGUGGACUACUGUUAUUGAACGCACUUUUCAUGUUGAUACUCCAGAAGAAAGGGAGGAGUGGACGAAGGCCAUCCAGGCGGUGGCAGAUAGUCUACAGAAGCAGGAGGAAGAGAGGAUGGACUCUUCACCUGAUCCCAUGGACAUGGAGAUGUACCUGUCCAAACCUCGACUCAAAGUGACUUUUCUUUAUGUUGUGCAGACAAUGCAUGACUUUGAAUACCUCAAACUCUUGGGGAAAGGCACUUUUGGGAAGGUCAUACUGGUGAAGGAGAAAGCCACGGGCAAAUACUACGCCAUGAAAAUUCUCAAGAAGGAUGUGAUAGUAGCAAAAGAUGAGGUUGCACACACACUUACUGAAAACCGGGUCCUCCAGAACUCCAAACACCCUUUCUUAACGGGUCUGAAGUAUUCUUUCCAGACUCAUGACCGAUUAUGUUUUGUUAUGGAGUAUGCAAAUGGAGGAGAGCUUUUCUUUCAUUUAUCGCGAGAUCGUGUUUUUUCGGAAGAGAGAGCGAAGUUUUAUGGGGCCGAGAUCGUCUCAGCCCUGGAUUACCUUCAUUCCGAAAGAAACGUGGUUUAUAGAGACCUAAAGUUGGAGAACCUGAUGCUGGAUAAAGAUGGCCAUAUAAAGAUCACAGAUUUUGGCCUGUGUAAGGAAGGAAUUACAGACGGAGCAACAAUGAAGACAUUCUGUGGUACACCAGAGUAUCUCGCUCCAGAGGUUCUUGAGGACAAUGAUUAUGGCCGGGCGGUGGACUGGUGGGGUUUGGGUGUGGUCAUGUACGAGAUGAUGUGCGGCCGGUUGCCCUUCUACAACCAGGAUCAUGAGAAGCUCUUUGAAUUAAUCCUCAUGGAUGAGAUCCGUUUCCCUCGUACACUUGGGCCCGAGGCAAAAUCAUUGCUCUCAGGACUGCUUCAGAAAGACCCGAAACAGCGGUUAGGUGGAGGUCCAGAUGAUGCAAAAGAAAUCAUGCAGCAUAAGUUCUUUGAAGGUAUUGAGUGGCAAGAUGUUUAUGAGAAGAAGCUUGUUCCACCUUUUAAGCCUCAGGUAACCUCAGAAACAGACACUCGCUAUUUUGAUGUGGAGUUUACAGGGCAGACCAUCACCAUCACACCCCCAGGCCAAGAUGAAAACAUGGAGUCUUUUGACAGUGAUAGAAGACCCCACUUCCCUCAGUUCUCAUAUUCUGCCAGUGGGACAGCAUGAAGAACCCUUUAAAAGAA